This is a messenger RNA of Apodemus sylvaticus (European woodmouse), 2453 nucleotides long. RefSeq names its product nucleoporin 62 (gene Nup62). The transcript has 2 exons. Gene Ontology annotation, cellular component: nuclear pore; nuclear pore central transport channel. Lineage: Eukaryota; Metazoa; Chordata; Mammalia; Rodentia; Muridae. Gene Ontology annotation, molecular function: phospholipid binding; structural constituent of nuclear pore. Gene Ontology annotation, biological process: protein import into nucleus; RNA export from nucleus. The record is from RefSeq and is a predicted model, not a curated record. The coding region runs from base 173 to 1750 and encodes 525 amino acids.
GCGAGCGGUUACUCACUCCAUGGCUGCGAAAAGGAGAGGAGGCAACGGCGGCGGCGGCCUCGGCUGAAGAGACGGUGUGAGCGGAGAGUGAAGGCGCGAAACCUCCCCAAGGUUGCAGACGCUGACGGAUUUGCCCAGAGUCGAAGUAGCUGCCACCUGGAGAUCCUACGCCAUGAGUGGGUUUAACUUUGGAGGCGCCGGGGCUCCUGCUGGCGGCUUUACAUUCGGGACCGCAAAGACUGCGACCACGACGCCUGCCACUGGCUUUUCCUUCUCUGCUUCUGGCACCGGCACUGGAGGGUUUAAUUUUGGGACUCCCUCCCAGCCAGCUGCGACCACCCCUUCCACCAGCCUCUUCUCACUCACCACACAGACCCCAACCACACAGACCCCAGGAUUCAACUUUGGAACAACACCUGCUUCUGGAGGAGCAGGCUUCUCCCUGGGGAUCAGCAACCCAAAGCUCAGCCUGGGUAACACAGCUGCCACACCAGCCACAGCCAAUACUGGCAGCUUUGGGCUUGGCAGCAGCACCCUCACCAAUGCCAUCUCAAGUGCCAGCACCUCCAGCCAGGGGGCAGCCCCCACUGGCUUUGUCUUUGGCUCUUGUACCACCUCUGCUCCGACCACCGGCUCCACUGGGUUCUCCUUCACCAGUGGCAAUGCAUCCCAGCCUGGAGCCUCUGGCUUCAGCAUUGGUGCUGUGGGUAGCUCUGCCCAGCCCACAGCUCUGUCCAGCUCUCCCUUCACUCCAGCCACUCUGGGGAGCACUACAGCAGGAGCAACACAGCCAGCUGCUGCUGCACCCACUGCUGCCACCACCAGUGCAGGGCCUACACUCUUUGCUUCCAUAGCUGCUGCCCCUGCCUCAUCCAGUGCUACAGUGCUCUCCCUCUCAGCUCCGGUGACAACUGCAGCCACUCCUAGUGCUGGGACUUUGGGCUUCAGCCUCAAGGCCCCUGGAGCAGCUCCUGGCGCCUCUACCACCAGCACCACCACCACUACUACCACCACUACUACCACUGCCGCCGCCUCCUCCUCUACCACGACUACUGGCUUUGCCUUAAACCUGAAACCCCUGGUGCCAGCUGGCCCCAGCAGUGUAGCCCCUACUGCUCUGCCUGCCUCCAGCACAGCGGCUGGGACUACCACAGGUCCAGCGAUGACUUAUGCACAGCUGGAAAGUCUGAUCAACAAGUGGAGUCUGGAGCUGGAAGACCAGGAGCGGCACUUCCUGCAGCAGGCUACCCAGGUCAAUGCCUGGGACCGCACACUGAUUGAGAAUGGGGAGAAGAUCACUAGCCUGCACCGAGAGGUGGAAAAGGUGAAGCUGGAUCAGAAGCGGCUGGACCAGGAGCUGGACUUUAUCCUGUCGCAGCAGAAAGAACUGGAAGACCUCUUGAGCCCGUUGGAGGAGUCAGUGAAGGAGCAAAGUGGCACCAUCUACCUUCAGCAUGCUGAUGAGGAGCGUGAGAAGACCUACAAGCUGGCUGAGAACAUCGAUGCUCAGCUCAAGCGCAUGGCGCAGGACCUCAAGGAUAUCAUUGAGCACCUGAACAUGGCUGGUGGCCCUGCAGACACCAGUGACCCACUACAACAGAUCUGCAAGAUCCUCAAUGCACACAUGGACUCUCUUCAGUGGGUGGACCAGAGCUCUGCCCUGCUGCAGAGGAGGGUGGAGGAGGCCAGCCGUGUGUGUGAGGGCCGGCGCAAGGAACAGGAGCGUAGCCUGCGCAUUGCCUUUGACUAGCCACACAGGACAGGAGUGCGGGUGGGGGCUCCUUGGGUUGCAGGGCUGCUGGCUUUUGGGUAGUUGUAUUGUUGAGAAAAAUGCUCUUUGGUUUGAUUCCCUGUUAUCAGAAGUGUUUUGCAAAGGCAUGAUGUUCAUGGCUAUAACCUGUGUGCUCUGAGGAUGGGUGUGAAGGUCACUGAACUCUAGGCCAGCAUUUACAGAGCAAGGGCAAGUGGUGACUCCAGUGUUCCCUUGCAGCUUCAGCUCUCCUGUUGGCCGAACUCAGCCUUCAGCACACUCACUCCAGUACAACUGUGACAGUGCUCCAGAGGCGAUGCUGGCCAAGAAACUCACCUGGGAGGGAGACAUGGAUGACUUCUGUGCUUCUCUAACUCCCGUCUAACCUAUGUCCUCCAGAGCCUCUGCCACACAAAGCGGAGCCACCUAGGCACACUGAGCUUAAGGCCACUUUUACACUGGCUACCUCUCACCCCUAUCUUGUGAGCUUCUGUGGCAGGGACUGACUAACAAUAUGUCUUUGAAGCCAAAGUGGCUGCAUAUUUGCUUCUGAAUAUCCCAGUGUCAAACCUAUCUUAGAUCCACAGUGUUGAAGGCCGGCAGUCAUUACUGGUCUAUUUUAUUUAUCUGCACUCUACUGUAGCCUCUGUGGUUCCUGAUCGAAAUGUUGCUUUCUAAAUAAAGAAAAUUUUGUGAAACUAAA